Messenger RNA from Trematomus bernacchii (emerald rockcod), 1283 nucleotides. Its product is annotated as zinc finger MYM-type protein 1-like. The transcript has 3 exons. Bases 20 to 1261 code for a protein of 413 amino acids. NCBI's taxonomy places the organism in Eukaryota, Metazoa, Chordata, Actinopteri, Perciformes, Nototheniidae. Gene Ontology annotation, molecular function: protein dimerization activity. The record is from RefSeq and is a predicted model, not a curated record.
CACAGUUGCCACCGCGCUGAUGGAGAGGCUGGGCACUAUCCUCCCCGAUGGACAACAGGGCAAACUAAUCGCCCAAGCCUAUGACGGUGCAGCGGUGAUGAGGGGAGCUAAAGGUGGAGUUCAGCGGAAAGUGAAGGAUGUGUACAGUAGUGCGCACUACAUCCACUGCUAUGCGCAUCAGCUGAACCUAAUUAUGCAGCAGGCAACAUCCCACAUCCCCAAGAUAAGAACAUUUUUUUCAGACCUUGGUGGAUUUGCUGCAUUUUUCUCCAGGUCAUUCAAGCGAACUGCGAUCCUGGAUCAAGUGGUGGCACACAGACUUCCUGGCACUUCCACAACAAGAUGGAACUUUCACAGUCGUGCUGUUAACACUGUAUAUGAGCACAAGGAGAACAUCCUGAGGUGUUUCCAGACGAUCAGAGACUCAGGUGACUUUGAUCCCAUAACAGUGAGAGAAGCCGGGGGCUUUGUGCGAAUGAUGGAAGAUGAAGUUUUUUGCUUUUUCCUGACAUUGUUCCACAAGAUCAUGCCACAUGUAGACAUGCUGUUUAGCCAACUGCAGAAGAGGAACAUCGACUCUGUCUACAUCACAGGACUCAUCAAGAGGUUCACCAGCAGCAUACAAACAAUCAGGGACUCCAUUCCUUCUGGUGAAAGCAGUGGAUCUCAGCAGCUGCCCACAAAGAAACGGAGGGGACUUGGACAUGAAGAGCAACAGCUGUUGGCUAGAGAGGUAUGUGAUACCAUACUGAGUCACGCAAAGGAGAGAUUUUCCUUCACCAAACACCUCAUCAGCUCCACCCUCCUGCAAGGAGACCUGUUCCAGCAGCACAGCCGAACAUUCCCUGAAGCAGCGCUGGAAACAACUGUGGAGGCCUACCCUCUACUGGACAAGGCAAAGCUCAAGACGGAACUGUCCCUCGUCUAUGACAAUGACCAGUUCAGGGCUUGCAGUGGUGCUGUUACUCUGCUCCAGUUCUUCCUUGACAAUAAUCUGCAGGAGACAUUUACAGAGACUGUCAGUCUUCUGAAGGUUCUUGUAACCACACCCAUGGCUACGGCUGAGGCAGAGAGGUGCUUUUCCACUCUGAAAAGGAUAAAGACUUUCUUGAGGAACAGCAUGACACAGGAUCGCCUGAAUGCUCUGGCUAUGCUGUCAAUUGAGAAAAAACUCAUUAGGAGCAUUCCUGACUUCAACACCAGAGUCAUUGAGAGGUUUGCCACUCAGAAGGAGAGAAGGGCAAAAUUCCUCUACAAAUAGACACACACACACACACACACAC